AUGUCAAUCAAUCCGAAUGGGUACCGGUCUUUGGCUAAGACUUAUGAGGCAACAACUGGGUUGACGCAUAGCAUCAAAAAACUUAAAAAUAGGUACAAUCAACUAAAGGCGGAGUGGCGUGCAUGGUCGAAGCUAAUGGAUAGCCACAAAGGCCCCACUGGAAUUGGGUUCGACCAAGAGACGGGGUUGAUCAAUGCGUCAGAUGAAUGGUGGGCUAGAAUGGAGAAGCUUGACAAAGAGUGUUGCAAGUUCAGAACAAAGCGGUUGGAUCACGAGGAGUUGAUGCGUCGCGUAUUCACUAGGGCUGUGGCAACGGGUAAAAAUGCUUGGACGCCUGGCGAGAUGCGGAACCAGCUGGAGGUAGAAAGGGAGUCCGACAGUGCCGACUUCUCUAUGGAGAACAACGAGUUUGGUGCCUCUGAAACGGCAAACUUGAUGAAAUCUGCAACCAUUAACGCAUCAGGUAGUGGCACCAAAAGGAGGCACUCAGCUGUCACAGCCGUGCCAAAAAAGCGAAUCACCGGGGCAGAUGCAUUGGCAACAAGCAUGGAUGAUUUGGUGAAUUCGGUGAAGACACAAAGCAAGGAACUCACUGUAAACCAUGUUAUCAGUGGCCAAAGUGUCACUAUGGCCGAAGCAAUUAGACGUCUUUAUGAAAUUCAGGGACUUGACUAA
Camellia sinensis is the source of this 675-nucleotide messenger RNA. The record is from RefSeq and is a predicted model, not a curated record. Lineage: Eukaryota; Viridiplantae; Streptophyta; Magnoliopsida; Ericales; Theaceae.